Molecule: messenger RNA, 2199 nt
Organism: Durio zibethinus
Lineage: Eukaryota; Viridiplantae; Streptophyta; Magnoliopsida; Malvales; Malvaceae
Source: RefSeq, a predicted model, not a curated record
AAAAAAAAAAAAAAACUCAUCUUCUUUAUUUGGGGGUGGCUGAGACUAGCAAUAAAAUCCGUGAAUUUUGAUGCUUUGUAUAAACUAAAUUUCUUUAGCAUUCCUUUCUACAAACAACUUGGAAAGGACAAACAAAGUGGUAAAAGAAUGGCGGAGGAACCAGAUUCCACUGAGUUGCAGAACAGCGAUUGCUCUUUUGUGUGGGAUCCUCAUACUCGUCUCUACUUCCAUGCCAGUAGUGGAUUUUACCAUGACACUGAUGCUGGUUGGUACUAUAGCAGUAGAGAUGGCCUUUAUUACACAUUUGAGAAUGGAGAUUAUGUGCUUUUGGACCUCCACAAGGACAACGUGAUUAGUGAUUGUGAAAUGCUUUCGCAGGAAGGAACCGUGGCUGAUAAUUCUGUUCUAAAUGAGCCUUGUGCCAAUGUGCCUUAUAACGGUCAGGAGUAUUGCUCUUCAUCUCAGGGUAAUGAAGUUGAUGCUCGUGAUACUGCAAUAAAUGUUACUGAUGAAUCUACUAUUGCAUAUCAGAUAGAGGACACCAGUACUCAAGUGCCUGAAAAUCCGCCACCACCAUCAGAAUGGUUAGAAGACACACUCAUCGACCUUUAUCUCUCUGGUUAUAACUUUGUUGUCAAUUCUGAUGCUAAUGCAACUAUUUCGUUGGAAACAGACAACAGCGAGAACAUUAAUUUUCCUUCCGAUGGUCUGUCACAACUUUGUUUGUUUAAUUUUUGUAAAAGUUUGCUUUCUUCGAAAGAUGAAUUAAAAAGUUUGUUAUGUUCAGAAGAUGAUCUAAUGGUGUUUUGUCGAGGGGCAGGAAUUGAUGAAAUGUAUGAGAUGGAAGAGGGUGAAUGGAUUCCAGAGGAAAACCAUGGUUUAGCUGAUUCAAGUGAAUUUGUCCCAUAUGAAGGUGAUACAUGGGAUGAAAAAAACUGGCGAGCACAAUAUGGUCAAGUCACGCAAUCCAGGGAAGAGCCCGUGCCAGAAUUCCCAGUCGUGGAUUUAUGGGAUUGGAUUAUGGUGAUGACACCAAGGAAGGAUGGAAAAGGCCAGGUGGCUAGACUGAUAGGUCGGCUGGUAAAGCGUUCUGCUAAGGUUCAUCCCUCCGUGCCUUCUGGUGGCGGUCUAUUUAAAACUGCUCCUAUAUGUGAGGCACAUCUUGAUCUGGUACGAGUUAGAACAGGACAAGUGUACAAAUUGCGAAGUCCAAGUCCAAGGUACUUAGCUUCCUUGUCAAAAUAUGAUUCUUCUCAUCCAACAAAAGACUGGGGCUUCCCUGAUUUAUCUGUCAUUAAGAAAGCUUCCCUCCAGUUUAAAUCAAGGCAAAAGCAUAAAUCAGAAGCAACUGGAGAGAAAGGCUUAAAAGAUUUAUCUAUAUCGUCAGAUCAGCCCUUUGCAUCUGUGAAGCAGAGAAGCCAUGUCUAUCGGGAUAGAGCUGCUGAGAGAAGAACUUUGCAUGGUGGCUUUGGUCUGGGUCCAGGGCAAAAAAAUGAGGCAAUUGGUCAUGAUAGUGAUCCUAUCUGUAUAGAAGAUGCCAAAACUGAAGCCUUGAACAUGUCAUUUGGGGCCGGUAGUUAUGCCAGACGAAUUCUAGAAGGCAUGGGCUGGAAGGAGGGGGAGGCACUUGGUAGCACCACAAAGGGCUUGACAGAACCAUUACAGCCGAUCGGGAACAUUGGUAAUGCUGGACUGGGAUGGCCUCAAAGAAGGCGCUGCUAGGAUUGCUAGCCACCAUCAACUUUCUGAAAUUUGAAUAUUCUUUUUCGGCUUGUGCCUUUGGUGGUAGAUAUGAUAAUUUAUCGUAAUUCUUGUGGGGACAAUAAAAGCACCAUCACCAAAAGCUACGAAAAUGGAAGAACAUCAUAGUGGUGUUUGUGGUUUAAAUUCCUCUAUGCUGUUUUCUUUUGGGUACAUAAAUUCCUCUAUCUUCUUUAAGGUAAGAAAAACAAGACUAUAAUUAAUCCUCUACUUUUUAAAAUUUAUAUCCGUCUUGCAAUAGUUUGCAGGCUAUCAGUGGCUAUCCGUCUUUUGUUACACUUUUGUAACUUUUUGGAUAUUAUAGAAUUUGGGAUAAAUUUCCGGCUUUUCUUUUGUUUGUAGAUUAUCAUAGGCCAAGUAAUGGUAAUUUUUCCGUCUUGAUUGGAUGGUGUCAUGUGUUUAUCUUCCAUUUAAAUACAACUUUUUUGUUUGCUUUUC